AUGCGAGCCAUCCAGUUCACCUGCGGCGUCGCCCUCGGCGCGGUCCUCGCCCUGGUCUGGGUCGCACGCGAACACGAAGCGCCGCCGUUGCGCCGCCGGCUCGCCGACGAAAACUGCGUCGCCGGCGCGGGCUGGACGGGCUUCAAGCGCGCGGAGCGCUACGCGGCUUUGCAACACGUCGACGCGGACAACGCGAACCACAAGCGGCCCGGCGACGUCUACGCGAGCUGGCGCGGCCCCGCGAACGCCUGGGUCCUGGGGACCAACGGCACCUUCGACGGCGGCGAGAACGCGCUCAUCCCCGAGGCCUGCGCGGAGCUCGACGUCGCGGUGCCCGGCGCGGGCCACGUCUACCGCUACGUCGCCGAGGGCGGCGCCUGGGCGCCGCUGUCGCGCUACGAGUCGGGCUACACCCUCGGUCCCAUGCCGGAGAAACACCGAGUCCGCGCGCGGGAGCUGCUCGCGACGCUGAUGUCGCAGAUCGACGCCGUGCGCGGCGAGCUCGCGCCGAUCCUCGCCGAGGCCGCGAAACACACGCCCGCGGCCUACGCGCGGACCAUGGGCGACACGUCCAGGGGCGCGGUCCUCGUCAUGGCCAUCAACUGGGGCAACUUCGACCUCCUGCUCAAUUUUCUGCGGUCCGCGUGCGACCGGCGCGUCGACGUGCGGAAUUUGGUCGUCUUCGCCGGCGACGACCGCGUCUACGGCGCGCUCAAGGACGUGGGCGUUUUAACGUUCAAGCACGAGGCGCUCGGCGAGUUCGGCGAGGCGGCGGCGCGCGUCUACGGCGACCGCACGUUCUCGACGAUGAUGUGGUUGAAGAUGACGUCCGCGUAUCUCGUCAACGACCUCGGCUACGAUUUGCUGUUCCAGGACGCGGACCUCUACUGGUGGCGCGACCCCUGGGCCUACUUCGCCGCGCGGCCCGACGUCGAGACGUUCUGGAUGGACGACGGCGCGCGGACCGUGCGCUUCGCGCCGGCGUUCCCGAAUACGGGAUACUACGCGGUGCGCGCCACGGACCGCACGGCCAAGUUCCUCGGGGAGGUCCUCAUGCUCUACGAGUUCGUGCUCCUGCGGAGCUCGCAGCAGGUCGUCGUCACGGAGCUGCUCGCGGAGCACCACGCGCGCUACGGCCUCACGUUCAAGCAGCUGCCCUGGUGGAACUUCCCGUCGGGCAAGCACUUCCACCACAACAAGGCCUUCUUCUCGACCGUGCUCGACGGGUCCUACGAGCCCUACUGCUUCCACAUGUGCUGGACGUCGGGCAAGGUGGACAAGCUCAAGUUCCUCAAGCAGGCGAAGCUCUGGCUCCUCGAGCCGGCCUGCGACCUCAAAGCCCUCGCCGACGCGGCCCCGGAGGUCCGGCGGAGCUGCGACUUACACCUCGCGACGUGCCGCGCGCACGACGGCAUGGCCUGA
Molecule: messenger RNA, 1422 nt
Organism: Aureococcus anophagefferens
Lineage: Eukaryota; Pelagophyceae; Pelagomonadales; Pelagomonadaceae
Exons: 3
Coding region: 1-1422 (473 amino acids)
Cellular component (GO): Golgi apparatus
Molecular function (GO): glycosyltransferase activity
Source: RefSeq, a predicted model, not a curated record